AUGUCAUCCCCUCAAAUUCUCCAGGGCCUUCUCACCCUCCCCGGACGUUCCAGACAGCAGGUUGGUACUUUGAGAAACCGGUUCGGAUCAACAGAGAAACUAAAACGAGAAGCACGCCACCUCCGAACUUCCUUCAAAGUCCACCAGCCAGUCUGGGCUACGGCAGGAACCGCAACUUAUGCCACUAUCAGCGCUUUCUAUGUUGCUUUACGCUGGCUCCCUCGGCAUCUCUGA
Messenger RNA from Aspergillus wentii DTO 134E9, 234 nucleotides. RefSeq lists its product as uncharacterized. The transcript has 2 exons. Lineage: Eukaryota; Fungi; Ascomycota; Eurotiomycetes; Eurotiales; Aspergillaceae. Bases 1 to 234 code for a protein of 77 amino acids. The record is from RefSeq and is a predicted model, not a curated record.